This is a messenger RNA of Boeremia exigua, 2404 nucleotides long. Its product is annotated as heterokaryon incompatibility protein-domain-containing protein. NCBI's taxonomy places the organism in Eukaryota, Fungi, Ascomycota, Dothideomycetes, Pleosporales, Didymellaceae. The coding region runs from base 87 to 2339 and encodes 750 amino acids. The transcript has 2 exons. The record is from RefSeq and is a predicted model, not a curated record.
UGAUCUAGAUGACAAAAAUACCUCUCAUUUAAACUCACAUCACGCGCGGAAGUCUCAUCUUUUGAAUCGCAGUACUAAGCCAAGGCAUGGGCGUUGUCAUCUACACAAAGCGUCAGGAUGAGGUCAGGGUGACAAACUGCUGUGCUCCAAAGCCUUAUCUGGAGCUGCAGCUUCCAGGAGACGCCGCAAGGAUAGAAAGAAUAACCGUCACGCUGUCAUCUCGGGACCAAGGCUUCUGUGACGACCAGAGUAUGGUUGGCCACGGAGGCUACACCUGGUUUGAGCUGAACAUAGAGACCAAUGGCGGACGCAACAACAUCCCACGAAGAUGUUUCUAUCGAAACCCGGCUGGCAUACCGGCGUGGUCCGAGUCGCGAUCGGUUUUGGAUUGCACUCAGGAACACGACGAAUUGUGGAACUAUGCUACCGCGAUCAAGCCGUACGAUGUUAUCCAGCUCAUACCCCGGGCUCAAUUCAGUGGAUGGACGAACUUCUUACGCAAAGCGAAAUUGAAGAUUGAAUACAGUACUCAUCAACUACAACCAAGCGACAAGUCCAAGUCCGUUUUCAAGUAUCAGGGGCUCGACAAGGGCGACAAGAAGAGCACGCGCCUUCUGGACCUCCGUCCUGGCGAGCUGAGUGAUCCUAUCGUUGUAGCACUGAAGACGUGUAUAAUGGGUCAAGAAGAAGGACCUGAUCCUCCGUACGAGGCUCUGUCCUACUGUUGGGGGGAGCCCGACAGCAGCUCAAAUGGACUUCUCCACGUACUUGAUGAAGCGGGAAGUACAAGUGUUGCAUAUGUAUCGCACAACCUGUUCCAAGCGCUCCUGCAGUUGCGCCACACCACCACGAACCGACUGUUGUGGGUUGACCAAGUAUGCAUCAACCAAGCCGACCAGCAGGAGCUGUCAGAACAAGUCGGUAUCAUGAGCACUAUCUAUAGUCAGGCUGAACGCGUCAUAAUCUGGCUUGGCGAUGGCGACCCAGAAGUGGAGCGAUCGAUUGAUGUGGUCAACAGUGUGUUCCCACAUUACCAGCAGCCCACGGUCGAAGAGCUUCGGCUUGGGACAUCCAGAGGACAUCUUCCAAAUGUUGAUGUUCAUAAUCUACCGGUGGCUGAGGUCACUGUGCUACUCUCGCUGCCCUGGUUUUGGAGGGUAUGGGUAGUUCAGGAGGCAGUCCGCGCAGCAGAACGCACGUUCAUGUAUGGGCAACGCACCCUAGACUGGGAUACCAUACAGAAAGCAAACUUGUGGACCAUAUUGGACGGCUUCGAAAUGCCAGGUAAGCAGCAUAUCGUGCUGCCCUACAUUUGGUCGAGCAUGAAAGUCGAGGAUCAGCUCCCAGGGGAUCCAUCUGUCGAUGUCAUUUCUAGUUCCCGUCACGACAGAUGGAGCCUAGGGCUUGAUCUGUUUACUAUGUUCAUCCGCGGCCUGGACCUGAGGGCAUCUGAUCCCCGAGACCAUAUCUUUGGACUCUUCGGUCUCUGCAGCGAGCUCAGUGAGACAUGCAUGUCGCCGCUGAUUGUGCCUGACUAUUCCAAGUCUGUGAGUGCAGCAUUUAUCGAUUUUACCUUGCGGUACAUUGAGCACGAUCUCCGUGUUCUUUCAGUCAUACAUGCGCUCAAAGGGCGUACCUGGCGAGCUCUCGGAGCCGAACACACGCCUUUCCGUCCGACUAGCUUACCCGGGAGACCUCAUGAAUACCCUCCGGCCAGUCAUCCUACAUGGGCUCUCUGGCACAACGGCACAACAGAAUGGGCCAACGAAGCACUCGGUCUAUCUGACAUGUACCACGUCACGGGAGACUCCAAACUACGAAAGCCUGCCUACCACGACAACGAUCGCACACGUUUGACCCUGUCAGGGCACUGUCUAGGACGACUGAUUAGUAUCGGGCCAUACCGUAUUCCUUCCGACUCUGCGACCGACAUAUCAGUUGCAUACACUCGCAUCUUCAACAAACUCACCAAGCGCGCAUUCCGCACCGUGUCAGGGCACGCUGAUCCUCAUGCUGGCUCACAUGCGCCGCAAGAUCCUGCCAUGCACUGGUAUGCGCACUAUGGAGAAACUGGACUCCCGGAGUCGCUUCCAUGUGCCAACGACUGCUAUUUCCAGGCAACGAACGGGCUGGCCGGGUUAUGCCCUGCGGGGACUAUGUCCGGCGAUGUAGUGGUGAUUCUGUAUGGAGGGUCUGUUCCGUAUCUCCUCCGCGAUACGGACGUCAGUGGGGAGUACACGUUCGUUGGAGAGUGCUUUUUGGAAGGGAAGAUGGAUCAGAAUCUCCUUGCGCCUUUCGAGGAGGCAGGAACUGAACCGGGGGACUUUGUUCUGGUGUAGACUCCACGCGCGAAUGCCAAUGAUCAGCUAAAUUUAUCGGCACGAGCAAGAAUCUAAUCCAGGUC